Molecule: messenger RNA, 3399 nt
Organism: Vigna radiata var. radiata (mung bean)
Lineage: Eukaryota; Viridiplantae; Streptophyta; Magnoliopsida; Fabales; Fabaceae
Product: GATA zinc finger domain-containing protein 14-like
Exons: 5
Coding region: 199-3399 (1066 amino acids)
Source: RefSeq, a predicted model, not a curated record
AUUUUUAUAAAAAUCUUUUGGAGUUCUGAAAAAACUCAACUCAAGUAUGUUAAAAUCAAGGAUGAGAAAGAAGAGCAGAAGAAGGUUGAAGAAAAAUGCCCAAAGGUACCAAACUAUAAGAAAUUAGAUAUACUUCACAAGUAUCCAUCACAAAAUGCCACGAGUACAAGGAGAAACUUGAAUGAUAAGAAUUGGGAUAUGUAUGGUGGUUUAGAUGAUAAGUCCAAGGAUUUGUCAACAAUUUUUUAUAAUGAGUUCACCAAAAGAAACAUGGAGAAUAAAUGGGGUAGAUAUUUUGAGAAGGGGGAAAGCUCAUUGGAAAAUAGGUUGUUUGCAAAAAAAACUCAAGUUCAUAAGAGGAAAAACUUAAGAUCUGAACCUUCAAUGGUUGAUUUGGUGGAAUAUGGUGAUUUAGAGAUAGAAAAAAAGAUAGAGGAUGGAGAUGAUGAGGAAGAAACACAAGAGGAUAGGAAUAAAGCCAUAGAAUGGACAGAAGAUGAUCAAAAGAACUUAAUGUAUCUUGGAAUUUCAGAAAUGGAGAGAAAUAAAAGACUAGAGAGCCUUAUGGCUAGAAGAAAAGAAAAAAAGUUAUUUAAAGGGAAAUUUGAGAAAGGUCUAAAUGAUAAAAAACCAAUUGCACCAUUGUUUAUCAAAAGAAACAAUCCCUUAAAUUCUUCAAAAGAGUUUGAUGAUGGUUUAGAAUCGCCAGGUUCUGCCCCUUCUCUCAUACCAAGAAGUCCUUAUAGCAUUCCUUUUGAUCCUUCUAAAGAGAAGCUUAACCUUAUAAGAGAUAGUUUUCCACAAGAAUUCUCUAGUCAAAGCAACAUGCCAUUAUCUAGGCAUGAAAGUUUCAGUUUAGGGCACCCUUUCACAUUUGAAACCAAACAAGAUCACGGUGCUAGAGAGCAUUAUUUUCACAAUAGAGGAAGGAAGUAUUCUGACAGAGUUACAUAUUCAAGAUUUAGAAGGAGUCAUACAGAUAAGGGAACUCAUGAUUGGCUAAUUGACCAAUUGAUUUACAAUGAAAGUGGCGAAAGUAGUGAAAAUGGAGAAAAUGGAUUGCAAACAUUCAAUCCAUCAAUGAAAGGAGAGGAAUCAACACAUAAAGAAGAUGAGAAACAUAAUAUUGAUAUGAAUGACAUGAAAGAUGAGAAAGUGGAGUAUGAAACAAAAGUUAUGUCAAAUCAGACAAAUGAGUCACGACCAGAGAAAUCAGGACAAUGGCCUAAGUUUCCUAAGUCUCAUGGAAGGGUUCUCAAUUUACCAUCAUCUACUAGUAACACUAGUGCUACUAGUAGUAAUAUAAACGAAGUUAUGUAUGAGAAUAUCACAUCAGUAAUUGAUAAAAGACAAGAAAAUAUGUUCUUAACCAAUGGGAGACUUUGUCACACCCCAACACAUUCUGUAGCUUCUGACUUACAAGUAGAAGUUUCUGAGAUUGGUUCACCAACAUCAACAGUCGGUGAGAAUGCUGAGAUUAAUUCUUCCAUUGAUAGAGACUCAGUAUUAUAUGAUGGGGACAUUGAUAGAGACAUUAGUUCUGGUAGUGAAGAGUUGUGGGGAGCCUCUUACCAUGGAGUAAAAGAAGUAGAAGGAGUUAAAAAUGAAGAGAAUGAUGUAGAAGUGAACAAUUCUUCAAGGGGUUUUGUUUCAACUUUUGAUACAUGUCAUAUAGAUGGAGAAAACACAACUGAUAUAUGCUCAUCAUCCUCAAAAUAUGAUGUGCCUGAAAAUACUCCAACUCAUGCAACAAACAAUCAUCAUAAUAUAUUCGACUAUUUGAAACAUCCUAUGGAGGAAAGUCAAGCACCACAAUCUUCCAAUUCUUCUCAUGCUCUAGAUCAAUUUCCAAAUGAAACACAACCAGAAAACCUAAAGGAACAAUACAACAUCACAGAGAAUGUCGCAAAUGAGACAAGACUUAUCAACGAUAUGAAUAACUUAGCAACCACCAAUCAAGAUAACAUAGAAAACUCAAGAAAUAGUGAAGAUCACGACACGUCAAUAAUGCGACAAGAAUCAGUUGAUGAUGCCUCCAUUUACUCGGUCUCAUCAUCACCAAGGUCUGUGUUACCGGAGAAAACUAUGGGAGAUGAAAUUUCGUUGUCAAAUUUUGAUCAACACAUUUAUAUAGAUGGUCAACAAUCUAUUGGAGAGGAUUUAACCCAAGAAAGUUUAGAUAAUGAAAUUUCACCUAACAUCAUACUUCAUACCAGGCAACCAAUGGCUGAAGAUGUAAUAGAUGAAAUUUCAUUGUCAAAUUUUGAUCAACACAUGCAUAUAGACGAUCGACAAUCUAUGGCAGAUGGUUUAACCCAAGCAAGUUUAGAUAGUGAAAAUCCCCCUAACAUCGUACCUCAUACCAAACAACCAAUGAUAAAUAACGUAAGAGACGAAACUUCAUUUUCAAAUUUUGAUCAACAUAUGCAUAUAAAUGGUCAACAAUCUAUUGGGGAGGGUUUAACCCAAGAAAGUUUAGAUAGUGAAAAUUCACCUAACAUCGUGCCUCAUACAAGACAACCAAUCAUAGAGGAUAUAAUAGAUGAAACUUUAUUGUCAAAUUUUGAUCAACACAUGCAUGUAGAGCCUCAACUAUCUAUAGUGGAUGGUAUGAUCCAAGAAAGCUCAAACAAUCAUAGUCCACAUGAUAGCAUGCCUCAAACAAUGCAACCAAUGAUGGAUGAUUUAAUAGAUGAAAUUUCAUCGUCAAAUUUUGAUCAACACAUACAAAUAGAGCCUCAACAAUCUAUUGUGGAUGGUGUAAAUGAAGAAAGCUUAAACAAUGAAGGUCUACAUGAUGUCAUGUCUAAAUCAAUGCAACCGAUGAUGGAUGGUUUAAUAAAUGACAUUUUAUUGUCAAAUUUUGAUGGACUCGUGCGUACAGAACCUCAACAAUCUACAACAGAGAGUGUAACCCUAGAAACGUCAACGAUUGAAAGUCCACCUAACAUUUUUCCUCAAACCGAUCAACUAAUGAUAGAUGAUACAAGUGAUAACUUACACAAUCUUAACUUCAAUCAAUCACAGGAACAGACUAGUCCUCUGGAGAAUUUUAAUGAAGAAUCUAACAUCUUUGGCAACAUGAACGAUGAAGUUAACAACAAGGAAAAACACAUCAAGUUAAAGAACAAUGAAGACAAUUCUAAUCACCUAAUCAGUCAAGAAGCUACUAUACAAUCAACCAACCCAAUAAGUGACACAACAACUUUGGAAGAUAUGAAUGAAAAAUCAAGAGAUUCAGUGGAUGAUAAAGUGUCAUCCACAGAUAUGCUUAAAGAUGAUAAGAAUGACAAUCCAUCAAGUAGCAAUAAUGUCCAUGGUGAGUUGUCAAAACAAAGGGUUACUAAACGAAGGACUCAAAGUAGAGAAUCGGGUUACUUAUCUGAUGUAUUUGAUUGA